AUGAAAUAUGCGCAAUUUAAAUCGCACGCAACUGGCCGUUUGCGUGCUAUCCUAGUUAAAUGCAACCUGUUUUCGUGCGCGCGUAGAGCCAACUAUGAUGAUGCUACUACUGCUGCCUCUGAGGAUCUCCAAGAGACUCAAUUUUUCAUUCCCAUCACCCCACCCUCUUCAUCAUUCGAGCAGGCUGCGGUGAGCCAAUCGGAGUUCAGUGUGGCCAAGGGAAGGCGUAUAACCAGAUGGGAUAUGAAAAAUUCGUUGGAGAGUUGGCUGAAGCCUAAUGAGCACGAGACGAGUGGCAGGAAAAUUGUUUCUCUGUCUUUGCUUGCUGAAUGUGCAAUCUUCCAAAUCGACGCUCGCAAUACCACUGAGUACAAUGCCUUUAGGAGCUACCCCAAUUCGGCGUCUUUAUUGUGGCAGAACUUCCAGAUCAAGGAGAAAAUUGUUCAUGUGAAAGACGCCCACGACAGUUUUCAGAUGGCCAGUGCAAUCUGUGAGUUGGUGGCAGAGGGUGUUGUGGCCAUCUUUGCUCCAGUGUACCCAGAAACCUUAACCAUCGUCAAGUCCAUGACAACGCAACAUCGCGUCCUCUUCUUUACCACGACUGACGCGCACCACUUCGGAAUUGCGACGUCAGACCUCAGUAGUAGUGCAGCAAACAUCGUGAAGCUACGACCGCUGAAAGCGCCUGCCAUGCUGGAUUUUAUGUUGCACUCGGAGUGGGAGGACAUACUCUAUCUUUACGAGUCAGAGGAAGCCACUUACCGACUUCGAUGGAUUCUUGAAAAAGCCAUCAAACGCUCACCUACCUUUACCGUCGACUUUCGACAGCUUCAAUGGAGUCCAGAGGCCUCAGCUGUGGGCGAAGAAGCUGGUAGAGAAGGCGGUAAAUCCACUGGCCUGCACCAGUAUGUGAACUCACGCACUAACACUUUCCACCGCAAGUCCAUCCUUGUGGAUCUGUCGAAGCGAGAGAGCACAGAGAAACUCAUCUCUGCAAUUGGAUCCAUUAUGCCUCAGCGCGCUGAUUUACACUUCCUCAUUGUUGGUGGGGACAUAAUGCGCAUCAAUGACAGUUCUUUGCAAUUCGGUGGCAUCAAUAUGACAGCCCUGGCUGACAUGGACUUCGAUGCGGUGGCGUUGAAGAGUUACAAGGCUGAACUGAAUCCACGCGCUCGUUUGGCCGAUAUGACAAAUGGAAAUCUUUCGAAUGACGCCGCACUGAUCAUUGAUGGAAUGAAAAGUCUUGUUCAAGCUCUACGACUUCUCAAUGAGGACACAUAUGCAAAUCGCUUAAACAAACCUGGUCUCCAUAACAAUGAUGAAACCCCUUCUGCUGGAAAUCUGCCUUGUCAACCAACCUCACCGCCAUCGUUCACUGCUCCACAAAUUAUGGAGAGGUUACAGCAGAUAGUGUUUGCUGGCCUCACAGGGAAUAUGAGCAUCAGCAGAAGUGGGUUCAGAGAUGCCUAUGCCUUUGACAUCUGGGGCGCCAAAAUGAAGCAGUCUUUUUCAAAGUUGGGAGAGUGGAAUUCCCAAGAUGGUAUUGUGAUGAAAGUCCCCACGGAUAAGAACGAUUUGGAGGCUGGUGUGGAUCAUAACAAGGUGCGAAUUGUCUCCAGCAUUUUGCUGUCACCAUUCAUGAUGGAGAAGAAGGACGUAAAUGGAAAGCCUAUUAAAGGCGAAUACGAGGGAUUUUGUGUAGAUUUGGUCCAAAAAUUGGCCGAGAUGAUUAAUUUCAAGUACAAAAUGAAAGCCGUCUCCGAUGGGCAGUUUGGUAGUCUGACCAACGGCAGCUGGGACGGAAUGGUUGGAGAACUGUUAAGAAGGUGUUGUAAAACUACUAGUGAGACAGAAAAGACGGCUAUCCCCUGCAGUAUCAUUGAUGCAUCCUGGUGGCGGAGAGCCCAGUCGACAAGCGUGGGUGUAAAGACGUGGUUCUAG
Echinococcus granulosus is the source of this 1941-nucleotide messenger RNA. RefSeq names its product Glutamate receptor. The coding region runs from base 1 to 1941 and encodes 646 amino acids. The transcript is spliced from 11 exons. Gene Ontology annotation, cellular component: postsynaptic membrane; plasma membrane. NCBI's taxonomy places the organism in Eukaryota, Metazoa, Platyhelminthes, Cestoda, Cyclophyllidea, Taeniidae. Gene Ontology annotation, molecular function: transmitter-gated monoatomic ion channel activity involved in regulation of postsynaptic membrane potential; glutamate-gated receptor activity. Gene Ontology annotation, biological process: synaptic transmission, glutamatergic; modulation of chemical synaptic transmission. The record is from RefSeq and is a predicted model, not a curated record.